This is a messenger RNA of Nicotiana tabacum (common tobacco), 657 nucleotides long. The record is from RefSeq and is a predicted model, not a curated record. NCBI's taxonomy places the organism in Eukaryota, Viridiplantae, Streptophyta, Magnoliopsida, Solanales, Solanaceae.
AUGGGAUUAUCAGAUGGAAAAGAGCCACUUGAAUGUGCGAUUUGCAUAUCAGAAUUCAAGUAUGGAGAUAAGGGUAGAAAGCUUGAGAAUUGCGGUCGUAUGUUCCAUGAAAACUGUUUGGGAAAAUGGCUAAUGCAUGGGAAUGGACAAUCGACUUGUCCACUUUGUCGAGGUAUUAUAAUAUUGGAAAAUAUAUUUGAGAAACAGAUAAAAGAUGAAGAUGAAGGACAAACGAAAAAUAACUUUGAGGAAGAACAAAGACAGCUCGCGAAAAACAGGUGCAAGGAAAGUAUAGACGAGAAGAGCUCCAAAUUUGUUUACAGAAGAUCAAUUAAAAAGUUAAUUAUGGGGUUAUCAGAUGGAAAAGAGCCACUUGAAUGUGCGAUUUGCAUAUCAGAAUUCAAGUAUGGAGAUAAGGGUAGAAAGCUUGAGAAUUGCAGUCAUAUGUUCCAUGAAAACUGUUUGGGAAAAUGGCUAAUGCAUGGGAAUGGGCAAUCGACUUGUCCACUUUGUCGAGAUAUUAUAAUAUUGGAAAAUAUAUUUGAGAAACAGAUAAAAGAUGAAGAUGAAGGACAAACGAAGAAUAGCUUUGAGGAAGAGUUAGCUAUGCUUUUGCUAUCUAGGUUGAGUUGUAGUAGUUGUUGGCAAAGGUGUUAA